AUGGCAGCGCUGGGAGCCUUAGUGAAGAAAGUGUGGAGUAUCCGCAGCUUCCUGGUGCUGCUCUGUGCCCCGCUGGUGCUGCUGCCCAUCCUCUUCAGCCUGCCCCCCAAGGAAGGAAAAUGUCUCUACGUAAUUCUACUCAUGGCCUUCUACUGGUGCACCGAAGCGUUGCCAUUGUCUGUGACAGCUCUUCUUCCCAUAAUUCUCUUUCCCUUUCUGGGGGUCCUCCCCGCCAACAAAGUUUGCCCCCAAUAUUUUUUAGACACCAAUUUCCUCUUCCUGAGCGGCUUAAUCAUGGCAGCAGCCAUUGAAGAGUGGAAUCUGCAUCGCAGGAUCGCUCUGAGAAUCCUCAUGUUCGUGGGAGUUCAGCCGGCCAGGCUCAUUUUAGGAAUGAUGCUGACAACUUCCUUCCUGUCUAUGUGGCUAAGUAACACAGCCUCAACAGCCAUGAUGCUACCAAUCGCAACAGCAGUUCUUAAGAGUCUCUUUGGAGAGAGAGAAAUAUCUAGCAGGGAGAAUGAGGAAAACCAAGCUUCCCUGCAAAAUAAUAAACUUCACACGGUGUCAACCGAGAUGCAGCUUCUCACCAAUGUUGAUGAAAAUGACUUGACAGAGAAGAAGGUGACCAUUGACGUUUCCUCAGACUUAAGGAAGGAAGAAGAAUACAAGACUAACGUUUGGAAAGGUUUCCUUAUUUCCAUUCCUUACUCCGCCAGUAUUGGUGGGACAGCAACACUGACUGGAACGGCACCAAACCUCCUUCUUUUGGGGCAGCUAAAGAGCUUUUUUCCAGAAUGCGAUGUUGUCAACUUUGGCUCUUGGUUUGUGUUUGCAUUUCCCUUAAUGGUGCUUUUUCUGUUUUUUGGAUGGCUUUGGAUCUCCUUCCUAUAUGGAUGCAUCACCUUAAGGAGAACAAAGAAAUCAGACAUCAGAGCUGAUGCAGAAGCCAAAGCCAAAUCCGUAAUAAGAGACGAAUAUCAGAAGUUGGGUCCAAUAAAGUUUGCAGAGCAGGCAGUUUUUGUUCUCUUCUGCUUAUUUGCCAUCCUGCUGUUCUCCAGAGACCCGAAAUUUAUCACAGGCUGGGCAAGCUUGUUCACACCAGGUUUUGUCACAGAUGCUGUUACUGGAGUAACAAUAGUGACAAUAUUGUUCUUCUUCCCUUCAAAAAGGCCAUCCCUUAAAUGGUGGUUUGACUUGAAAGCACCAAACACUGAAAACAAACCCUUGCUAUCAUGGAGAAAAGCUGAAGAGAGCGUACCUUGGAAUAUAAUUUUGUUGCUUGGAGGAGGUUUUGCUAUGGCCAAAGGGUGUGAGGAGUCAGGCUUGUCCAUUUGGAUCGGAGGCCGCCUGGGCCCUCUGGAGCAUCUCCCUCCACCCCUGGCUGUUAUUCUCAUCACUGCAGUGAUUGCCUUAUUCACGGAAUUUGCUAGUAACACGGCCACGAUUAUAAUCUUCCUUCCUGUUCUGGCAGAACUGGCCAUUCAUCUGAAAGUGAAUCCCCUCUACUUAAUGAUUCCAGGAACAAUAGGAUGCUCGUUCGCCUUCAUGCUUCCUGUUGCAACACCCCCAAAUUCAAUUGCUUUUGCUUCUGGGCACUUACUGGUCAAAGAUAUGGCAAAGGCUGGUGUGCUUAUGAAUUUGAUGGGAGUUUUACUUCUCAGCCUGGCUAUCAACACUUGGGCCAAGAGCAUCUUCCAGCUAGGCAUAUUCCCCGCCUGGGCCAAUAUACAUAUGGAAAAUACCACCACCUCCCUCCUGGAAGAUGUUCAGAACAUCACUUUGAACUCACUCAGUAGAUCAUGA
Messenger RNA from Euleptes europaea (tarantolino), 1803 nucleotides. RefSeq names its product solute carrier family 13 member 3 (gene SLC13A3). Lineage: Eukaryota; Metazoa; Chordata; Lepidosauria; Squamata; Sphaerodactylidae. Gene Ontology annotation, biological process: citrate transport; monoatomic anion transmembrane transport. The transcript has 13 exons. The coding region runs from base 1 to 1803 and encodes 600 amino acids. Gene Ontology annotation, cellular component: membrane. Gene Ontology annotation, molecular function: citrate transmembrane transporter activity; succinate transmembrane transporter activity; sodium:dicarboxylate symporter activity. The record is from RefSeq and is a predicted model, not a curated record.